AUGGGAGGCUUCCCGGAGCUCAUGACGGCCGCCAAGUUCCUGCUGAUGCGCUCGGUGAUUGACAUCUGCCAGGAGGUCAUCAAGCAGUCCAACGUGCAGCUCCUCGUGCCCCCCGCGCGCCCUGACAUUAUGCUGUUCCGUCCGGGGGCUGCCGACCUCGGCUUCCCUCUUGACAUGACCAACGGUGCCGCUUUGGCGCCCAAUGGCAACGGCAUCGCCGGCAUGCCCGAAGACGAGGCCACGCGGGCCGCGCUCAGCGCCGCUCAGUCCUCCCUGCCCGUGCUGCAGGGCGUGGACCGCCUGCCCAUGGUGGCAGGACCUCUGUCCCCACCGCUGCUGGCCUCGCCCUUCCAGAACGUUGCUGCUAGUGCCCCCACUUUAAGCACCAAGAGGGGCAGAGGGCGUCCCCGCAAAGCCAACCUCUUGGACUCCAUGAUGUUUGGUACCCCGGGGGGCCUUCGAGAGGCCGGUAUCCUGCCUUGUGGCCUCUGCGGGAAAGUGUUUACGGAUGCUAAUCGUCUUCGGCAGCACGAGGCUCAACAUGGGGUGACGAGCUUACAGCUGGGCUACAUAGACAUCCCACCCCCCAGACUGGGUGAAAAUGGUGUCCCCGGUCAGGAUGACCCCGACGCACCCCGGAAAAGAAGCAGGACGAGGAAACAGGUGGCCUGUGAGAUCUGUGGCAAGAUUUUUCGGGACGUGUACCACCUGAAUCGGCACAAGCUGUCGCACUCUGGCGAGAAGCCGUACUCUUGUCCAGUGUGUGGCUUGCGGUUCAAGCGGAAAGACAGGAUGUCCUAUCAUGUUCGAUCUCACGAUGGCUCUGUGGGAAAGCCCUACAUCUGCCAGAGCUGUGGAAAAGGCUUUUCCAGGCCAGACCACUUGAAUGGACACAUCAAACAGGUGCAUACCUCAGAGAGACCUCACAAGUGUCAGCAGGAAAAUGGCAGCCACCAUGGAAUAAGCUCAGAGACAUCCACAUCCAUAGAAAAGUUGAAACUUCAAGAGACUUGUAAUGCUUCCUUUGCCACUCGUGACCGGCUGCGCUCACACCUGGCCUGUCAUGAAGACAAAGUCCCAUGCCAGGUGUGUGGGAAGUACUUGAGAGCAGCAUAUAUGGCAGAUCACUUGAAGAAGCAUAGUGAAGGACCAAGCAAUUUCUGCACUAUCUGUAACCGAGGUUUCUCCUCUGCCUCCUACUUAAAGGUCCAUGUUAAAACCCACCACGGUGUUCCCCUUCCCCAGGUCUCCAGGCACCAGGAGUCCAUCCCGAAUGGGGGAGCAGCGUUCCACUGCGUCAGGACCUAUGGCAUCAAAGAAGGCCAGAAAUGUUCCCAUUCGGACCCGAUUGAGAGUUCUGAUUCAUAUGGAGACCUCUCUGACACCAGUGACCUCAAGACUCCUGAGAAACAGAGCACCAACGGGUCCUUCUCGUGUGAGCUGGCAGUGAGCAAAAACAAAAUGGAGACGGAAGGGGAGAAGAAAUACCCGUGCCCCGAGUGCGGCAGCUUUUUCAGAUCCAAGUCUUAUCUGAACAAACACAUACAGAAAGUUCACGUCAGGGCCCUGGGUGGCCCCUUGGGGGACCUGGGUCCUGCUCUGGGAUCCCCCUUCUCACCCCAACAGAACAUGUCUCUCCUGGAGUCCUUUGGGUUUCAGAUCGUCCAGUCAGCAUUUGCAUCAUCCCUGGUGGAUCCAGAGGUCGACCAGCAACCGAUGGGGCCAGAGGGGAAAUGAGAUCAGUGUGAUCUUAGCAAAGCAAAGCAGCAGUCUGGCUAUAGUGAUAAGAUGCUGUGAAUGAAAGAGGAAAUAAUGGAAUUGGGUUCUAUAGCUGAGAAUUUUUUAUUCAUUUUAGCUUCCCUCUUUGUCUCAUGCCCUACCCCCACCUUUAAACUUCCACCGGGGAGAGGGAGAAAAUGCUUCUUAGCUGAUAAAUUACAGAAGAUGGUGGCCUUGAAUAGGAGACAUGACCCAAAACACUAAAUGGAGCUUUAGAGGCUGCUGCUGGUGUUUCUCCGUGUUCUUCUGGAAUAAUGAGAAGUUGCCAGCACUGCUGUGAGAACGAGACAGUCCUAGUGACCGAGGCACCUGGGGAGCUACAGCUACAGGGAGCUAUGGUUUUGUUCUCUCUCUAUUCCCCACCCUCCCUAAACUACCCCAGAAAAACAGUAAGUUUUAAAAACAGACCCACUAUUGAAUAACAUUAAGUAAAAUGCCCCGUGGUUCCUAGCAGGUUACAAUGCAGUUGUCCUUUUAAAACCAGAAAAAGUUUAAAGGAGGUGAGAGAAUUCGAACCCCUUCUGCCUUUGUGAGGCUGUGAGUGCUGCAGCAGGACUGAACUGCUGAGAAAAAUCACCUUUCAGAACAGGUUGUUUUAAUUACUUUUGACCAUUAAACUUGCUGUCAGGUUUUUAAUUCUUUAUUAUUAUUAUUUUAGGACCUGUUGUAGUGAAUUGCUACUGAAAAGCCAGUCUAAGGCGAUACGCAGAGCACUCGUAAAGCAGCAGUCACAUUAGGGUUAGUAUUAAUUUUUAUUUUUUUUUUAGAUGUACCAUAAUUAAUAACUUGGCUAGUUGGUUGUUUUAAGUCUAUGAAAGGAAUAGUUUGUAUGAAAAGAAAAAAAAAGAAAAAAAAAAAGGAAGGGAAAAAUACCAUUGCAGUCUGGUUGACUGGUGCUCAUUUUUCAUGUGGGGACCUAGGGUAUGAACACGAUCAGCUAUCGGGUUGACACUAUGUACCACUGACUUGUUUAGUGUGAAUAAACCCAGGGGUUCACAGAGUGAUUUUGGUUUAAUUGGAUUGGACUCUAUUAAAGAAGUUAGUAUGUUACUUUGCAUCCCCUCGUUUUGUCUGGUUUUUGAGCAAUUCAGCCACCUGUCCAAAAGGUGUGCAAGUGAGAGCCAGUAAGUAAGAUGUUAAUCCCACUCUACGCUGUGCUGUAUUCUGAGCUGGGCUUUUUGACCACAGUCGUGCUCUCCUGAUCUGCCUCUAGUCAGGUUUGCAAAAGCCAGUCUUACUCCUUUCUUUUCCAAAGAAGAAGGGUUUCUAGUAUAAGAGGUGGGAAUUGCAAACAGCAUAUCUCUGAAAAAGAAUUGAUUACAAAAUGCAAAGAAGCUGGGCUUUAGGCUGUUACAGGUUCCAUUUAAUCUGAAAAUACCACUUGUGCAGAAAUAAUGUCCUUUCUUGACCCUCCCUUUCCUCCCAUGUUACUUGUCAAGGUUUUAUGUACCAAACCCAGGUAUAAAUGUUGUUUAACACAGGGUUAGGAGUUAGGAAUACUCUGAGUUUUAAUUAUGGUUCUGCUGUUGAUGCUCAAGGUUACAUAGAAGAGUUCCCUGAAUUUAUUCCUAAAUUUCCUAUCUGUGAAGAGUUUUCUCUACAUCACAGUUGUAGAGAGGGUUAAUGAGCGAAGGUUUAAGCAGUGCUUUGGAAAACUGCUUUGUGUUCUGAAUGUCUCUAGAAAGGCCAUUCUGAAGAGCCCAAGCCCCACACCAAACUUUCAUCCCAUGAAACAGUGCCUGUCUCCAUCAUUAAUACAGUGCUGGAGCAGGGCAGAUCCCUCAGACCAGGAUCCACAUCUGCUGCAGGAGAUGUGCCUGUGUUAAAUGGGAUGGAGCCACAAACUAUUGCACCACAGCUUGCCUUGCCCAGGUGCUCCUGAUCCAAACCCUGCAGCUAAUGCAGAACUGAAAUCAGACACAUUCCCAUUUUGGUUUUAUGUUUGGAUUAUAGAGCCUUUUGUAAGUAUAUGGAUUUUGGAAUGACCUUCUAAAUUCUACAGAGUUAAAAGUUCCAGAUUCUCUUGUUAGAAGCUACUUUUUUGUACUUGCUCUCGAGUGUUAUAAACCCAGGAUGAAUAAUCAAUGGCUUUCUCUUUAUAGCACCAGCACUUUCUAAAUUGAGAGCAUGUUGCAGUGGACUUGAUGUUUUGCUAUUAAUCUGUGUUGGGAGACUGAAGGACAUGUUCUUCUCCAGUCAUCUUCUCCCAGAAUCCCUGGAAUAGGUAUGAGUCUCAUGUAAAAGGAAAAAAGCAAGCAAGCAAGCAAACAAACCCACCUUCAGACUAAAGCUUCAUGGAAUUGCUGUUGCUGUACUGGUAAGAUUAGCUGAGAGGUAGAAACAGAACAUUUCAGAAAAGUGACAAAACAUUUUAAAAUACCUUACAAAUCUAAACAGUGCUGAGACAACCUUGUAAGCUGCCAAGGAAGUCAGGCUGGAGCAGGCUUUCCAGUCAGCAUAACAAUUCAUGGGGAUUAGCAGAUGCAACUGCAGUCACUCUUUCACUGACAGCUCCUAUUUAAGCCACAAAGUGAAGUUUCUGUUGAACUGAGGCUGGGUGCUGAAAGAGAGAAGUUUGUGUCCCUGAUGUUCCCAUGUGCACUUAAAGAGGGUGCACUAGUCAAAAAAUUUAAUUCCAAAAGCCAAAUCCAGAGUAUAGGAUAUUUUCAUCCUCCAUUUAGCUCCACUGACUUUAGUGUUAGUAGUGGGUUGAAUUUUGGCCAUGUCUAUCAAUUUAAUUUUGAAUGCUACAGACUUUGACCUGGUGAAACCAAUGAAAAGCCUUGAACUAAAACUGAAGCCUUCUAAAACACUAACUGUGCAUUCUGCUUGUCAAAGAAAAUGCUUACUAAGGUGUCAUGAAUACACUGAAUGAAAACUACUUACUUCUCAGUCUAGGGGACAGGGAAACAAUUAGGCAGGAAGUUUACAAUCCUGAAAUGACAGUUCUAGAUCAUCCUGGUGUAAAUGGGAGAGAUUUGUACCAGCACAAGAGGCUGGUGCAGGCUUAAUGCCAGCAGGAGUUUGGGCAGAUCUUCAGCAGUGGUGUGUUUUCAGUGCUUUUUGCUUCUUUGGGGGCAUACUGUUCCAUUCUGGACAGUAAUCUACAUGCAAAUCCUCUCUAUUCUGUACUUUUGGAAAUGUCUGUUUCUCAUAGAACAUGAGACAGAUCCAAACAGAAAACCCAGCUCACAAGUUCAGAGUUCAGAGGGAAAUAAGUACAUUAGAUGCCCUGAGCUGCAGCCUCACUUGUUGCUAUUACAUUUUAUUUUUAAUUGGCAUAUCAGUGUAUAGGUGAUAGCUCUGGUUUUGGGCCACCCUCCUUUCCUUGUCAUCCCCUUUGGUGGGACUGCAAUCCAGUGUUUGAGUCGGUGCAUGUUUCUGCCAGGAAGGAAACUUCAGUUCAUACAAAUUUGGAUCAUCAGAGUCUUUGUAUUACAGGAGUCCCAUAACCUUUCAUCUGAGGCUCAGAGUCUUGUGUAUUAGGUAUGAUGAAAACAUCUUCAGUCAUUCAUGAUCUAAACAUUAAAGACAGAUAAGAAAGGAAUAGAUGCUUAUAGGUGAGUGAGUGAAAGAAAGAUGAAGGACUAAAAACCACUUGCAUGCUUAAGUGUUGUGUUAAAUGUAGGGCCACAGAUUUAUCAGGCUUCUUUUGUUGCCUGAUUUGAUCUUUAUGUAUGUUAAUCCACAACAAAUGCAAGAUAAAGCAAUUUAAUAGGAAUUUGUUCCACACUAAAUUAAAUGAGGUGACAUGACCUUGCAUUUGUCAUGUCUUAAAUGUGUGCAAACAGACUCAGUGGUGGGGCUCACCUGGUGCAUGGUAAUGUGGUGCAUGUGAGCUCUCAAUCCUGAGGGAUUUUUGUGGGGAAUUGAUAGCAGAACCAGAAAUUGAACACAGAUUUUUCCUUCUCUCAAUCCAGUGCCUUAUAGUAGGGCAAAGUAUUAUAUGUUGGGGGGAUGAUUUGUUUGUUUUUUAAAGCCAAGAUGGUGUGGAGUUGGUCUUCCUACCAAUCUUUUGAAUAAUUGUAAAUGCCCAGUCACAAUUUUAGACCUGUUUGAGUGCCAGUGACUUAGGGAAUAUUUGUUAUUUCCCAUGUAUUCCCUGAAAUUAUUGUUUCUCCCUCAACUGCUGUCAGCAGUAAGGAAUGACUUGAAUAGAAGAGCUGUGUAACUGAAUGUCUAUCUAACUCAACUAAUUGAAUUGCUAGUAUGAAAGCUAACCUAGAUUUUGUAGGCUCUGUUGUAACUUUAGUGUCUUGUUUUUUCACUAAAUCUUUGUUCCUAGAAAUCAGUAUCUGAACUUAUGUCUUGAGUCGGGAGUGGGGUACCACUUUCAGCUUUAAUUUUUUUUAAGGUGCUUGCUUGAGGAAGUAGAUGCCAAAGUAAACUUCAAAGGAACUCCAGACUUCAGUGUUGGAAGAAUGAACAGAGAGCAAAAGCUCUCUUUGGGUUUCAUGAGAGAUAAAUGGACAAAGUAAAAAACAGCCACCAAAAUUCUAAGUCAUGAAACAGGACAGAAAACAAGAAAAGGCUUUUCUUUACCACCCACAAAAACAAUCAGAUAUUUUCAAUUGUUCAGCGUGGCAGAAACUCUGAGAGCAAGUGCCAAACAAUCCCAUGGAAUGUGCUGGCUUUUUCAGCAUUAUCAUACCUUAACAGCAUUAUCAAUAUCCAAAUGUAAAUCAAGCCAGCUUUGUACUGUUCACCUUUUGCCUGGGCACAAUACCUGAGGUUUAAUGAACAGAACAUAAGCUCACAGUGAAUCUCUGAGCUUAUGCUCUCAGUUCCACUCUGAGAGACAAAACAAAUGAGCAAAGAGGG
Manacus vitellinus (golden-collared manakin) is the source of this 6600-nucleotide messenger RNA. It is a transcript of the gene PATZ1, whose product is annotated as POZ/BTB and AT hook containing zinc finger 1. The transcript has 7 exons. Gene Ontology annotation, biological process: regulation of immune system process; regulation of cytokine production; negative regulation of transcription by RNA polymerase II. NCBI's taxonomy places the organism in Eukaryota, Metazoa, Chordata, Aves, Passeriformes, Pipridae. The coding region runs from base 1 to 1737 and encodes 578 amino acids. The record is from RefSeq and is a predicted model, not a curated record.